Lagopus muta (rock ptarmigan) is the source of this 1190-nucleotide messenger RNA. RefSeq lists its product as uncharacterized. NCBI's taxonomy places the organism in Eukaryota, Metazoa, Chordata, Aves, Galliformes, Phasianidae. The transcript has 6 exons. The coding region runs from base 436 to 1155 and encodes 239 amino acids. The record is from RefSeq and is a predicted model, not a curated record.
CUGAGCAGACUGACCAGGUGAGCUGGGUUUGGUGCUGGCUGGGUGUCGGGAGAUAUCAGCAGAAAAGUCGGGCUGGGGAGGAGCUCCCAGGUCCAACGGUGCCCUUCUGCAUGGCUGUAUCCAGGGAAAAUGGGUUCUUGUUCAGAUUGCAUCCCACGUUUUAGUGAGGAUGAUGAAAAGGCAUUCCUCCCCUGGGAAAUUGCUGCCGGGCCCCCACCUUCAUGUCAGACCUUCAAAAGGAAGCAGAGCGCAGACUUCAUAGGGUGCAACUUGUGCCUCCCUGCUCCGUGGGUUGCUUGGUGUGCCAUACCCAGCAGGUGCUUCAGCAAACCGCGCUGAAGUCACGGCAGAGAGCCAGGUGCUCAGCUGGGGACAUGGGCGGUCAGCACACCUGUGGGGGAAAAGGGGACCUGGGGGCACUUGCUGACAGAAGCCAUGGCAGUCAGACCCCAGCUGCAGCCAGUGAUGGGCAGGCAGUUCUUGCAGCCAGCUGAUUUCCAAGCAUUGCCUUCCUCAAGAGACGACAUUGCAUGGCAGAAGAAAGCUGGGAAAAUGCUUCUUCCUCAUGGCUUUUCCCUUGUUGAUGCUUUCUGUAGGUUCCUCUCCAAAAGGAGAACUCAGGAAUCCAGGCAGCUGAAGAUUGCAGUGCUGCAGGCGAUGUCAAGGACAAAACCUGUGCAUCUGUGGAACGGUGCGGGGCAAGGGGGGAAACGGAAAGCCUCCGCAGAAGCUGAUGCCAGUGGCCUUCCCCUGAAGCGCAGCCAUGUGGAAAGCCAGGAGUGUGGCACAGCACCCAAGAGAGACAGAGGUGCUGAGUCCGAGGGAAAGAUCGACCCGAAAGCGGUGCAGGAAGUGCUUUCUGGGAGAGCUCGUCUCCAGGCUGGGGGGCUUCCUCCAUCAGCAGGUCCCAGCUCGGGGGGAAGACCUGCCCCUGCCGUGUGCCCCCGCUCUGUCUCUGAGUCCCUGGCUGGAUGCAAACGCAAGGGCUUGGAAGAAGAGCUGCAAACAGCGCAGCUGCCUGCCUGCAAAAGAGCCAGAGGUCAGAGCGGAGGCAGCGUGCUGGCUCCAGCAGCACAGCCUGGGCCUGCUGCAGCACGGAGCCCCAAGCUGACAGAGGGGAAAAGAGUUGAAGCCUCCAAAGUCCCAAGGCAGUGAGGUGCCACACAAGAAGACGACGACAGAAAGAGAGG